GGUCACCGCCGUCCCAGCUAAACCCCUCAAUUAAACCCUAAAAUCCCCCCACCGCCGCCGCCGCCGCCGCGCCGCCUCCAGCUCCGGCAUGGAUCCGGAGCCGCCCGCGCAGGACCCGCCCCCCAGCGCCGCCUCCAGCUCCGGCACCGGCACCGGCGCCGGCGGCGGAGAGAAGGGCGGUCCGUGCGAGGAGUGCGGGGAGCAGCCGUGGAAGUACCGGUGCCCGGGCUGCUCCCGCCUCACCUGCAGCCUCCCCUGCGUCCAGGCCCACAAGCGCCGCACCGCCUGCUCCGGCAAGCGCCCCCGCACCGCCCCCGUGCCCCUCGCCCACUUCGACGACAACCAGCUCCUCUCCGAUUACAACCUGCUGGAGGAGACGAACCAGGCCCGGGAGGCGGCCCACAGGCUGGUCGUCGGCUACGGCCGCAACUACGGGGGAGGCGACGGGGCCACGCUGCCGUCCUGGCUCUUCUUCCUCCGCAAGGCCGCGCACCGCCGGGGCGUGCGCCUCUUCUUCCUCCCCAGGGGCAUGGCCAGGCGGGAGCAGAACCGGUCGCGCCACUUCCACAGAAAGGACAUCAUCUACUGGACACUCGAGUGGAGGUUUAAUUCAGCAGAUAUUAUCCUAACGGACCACCAGAUAGAUGAGCAUGCAAGCUUGCUAUCUUUAUUGGAAAAACAUCUCAGCCCUACGCCUUUGAAGGACCAGCUUACACCAUAUCGCAAUACUGAAUUGCGUGAUCUGAAACUGUUCAUUCAAAAGUCUGCCAAGGAUUCAAAGUCACCAUACCGACAGCUCAACAUAGAAGAGCCCUUGCACGCCCAACUGAGGGGCAUCCUUAUUGUUGAAUACCCGACUAUUAAUGUCUUUCUGCCAUCAGAUACUUGUGAGUUUGAAGUAGAGAAGUUUGUAAACAAGAUCAGAAAUGAACAGCCCCCUGGCAGCUCAAAUGAUAGCCCUCCCAUAGAAGGCACCGAGUUUCAGGAGGAAGAAAUAGAGGAAGGUGAAAUGGUACCAGAGACACAGGUUAUAGAUCUCAAGGAUUGUGGACCUUCACGCACCACUAAUCUUUCUCCACUGGCGGUUACGAGUGGAUCUAAGGUAGAUAGCAACAAGAGCGAUUCUUCGGUGCUGUCAUAUAUCCGCAGUCUGGGAUUGGAUGGUCUGCAGGGAAAACUUAACCAACAUAGCAAAAUUGAACCGAAGACGCCUUCUGGGACUACCGAGCCUAAAUCUUGCAUGAAAGUCUAUCCGCUGGACUCGGAGGAAAGUGUUGAAGGUUUGAGCGAGAGGCAGGCUAUUGACCUUGAGGAGCAUGCAUCUUCACAUCCUUUCAACAGGAGUCCAGCCAAACUUACGACUAUCCCUAACACAGAAUGCAAGACAGAUUCUUCAGUCCUGUGUCCCAUCAGUAUUCUAGCAUCUGAUGGCUUUAGUCGUCCCCAGGAAGAAUAUUAUGAACAAAACAAGCUGACAACAAAUACAACUCCUGAAGCUCUAAAAAGGAGAUCCCGCGUGAAAGUUUAUCCACUGGACAUGGACACCGAGGACACCCAGGGGCUGUUCUCGGAGGCGCCCAGCCAGGAGUUUGAACUGGAUGUGCAAGAUGCUUAUGAAGAAGACCUGUUUGGGGACAUGAAUCCCGAUGAUUUUCUCAACUUUGAUCUCGAGAUAAUGGAUGAAGGGUCCUUCGAAAUAAGGUCCCCGUUCAAACUCUGGGACGACUUGGAGGAAGGGGAGAUCCCUUCGCAACUGUGAGGAAUCUGGCACUUGUUUGGAAUCAAUGCGAUACCUUGGAAUUUGUUCCAGCCUUGCAAUGAUUCUGCCAGCUUCCAAGUAAACAUUUCCCUUCAGAAACAUGCAGUUGCUUUGCCAGCAGUAUUUCUGGAGGUUCUAGCGCAACUUCAGAGCUUUACGGUUUCAAUUUUUCUUUUUUCUUCCUAUUCUGGGAGCAGCAUGGAGGUGUCCUUGAAGUUCGAUUCUUUGCUCCUCGCUGCAGAAAUUCUGGGGUUGUGAACUCUGCCAGGCGUGUCUAGUGGUUGCUACGAAGCAGUCGUCAGAGUUGUAUGUAACAUGUCAUCUUGCAGAAGUUGUGAUCUAUGAAAGCAUCAAUCUUUUGCUGAUGACGCAUAUCAUUUUUGUCCUGAUCUAUGAGCACAUCAAUUUUUUUUA
Molecule: messenger RNA, 2173 nt
Organism: Lolium perenne
Lineage: Eukaryota; Viridiplantae; Streptophyta; Magnoliopsida; Poales; Poaceae
Biological process (GO): box C/D snoRNP assembly; maturation of LSU-rRNA from tricistronic rRNA transcript (SSU-rRNA, 5.8S rRNA, LSU-rRNA); snoRNA localization
Cellular component (GO): nucleus; pre-snoRNP complex
Source: RefSeq, a predicted model, not a curated record